AUGGGGAAUGGUAACAUCAGUUCAGCUGCAUAUCAAUCCUCUGGGCUGGAAGCAGCUUCCAGACACAUACAAACAGUCUCUAUUGUCAUCUACUGUGUGAUAUUUAUAGUUGGCACUCUGGGCAAUGGUUUGGUUAUCUACGUGACAGGCUUCAAAAUGCAGAAAACAGUGGAGACAGUUUGGUUUCUCAACCUGGCCAUAGCUGACUUUCUCUUCACAGCCUUCCUGAUUUUCUCGAUCAUUUCUCUCUCUCAGAGUCACCGAUGGCCUUUUGGACAAUUCAUGUGCAAGCUCAACACCUUUGUGAGUGUAGUCAACAUGUUUGCCAGCAUCUUUACUCUGAUGGUGAUGAGUUUGGAUCGUUAUUUGUCCAUCUGGAUGGUGGUGUGGGCCCACAACAAGCGCACAGUCUGCAAAGCUCAGCUCAUAUGUGUUGGUAUCUGGGUGAUUGCUGCGGUCUGCAGCACUCCUUAUGCCACUUUUCGCACUGUUUCAGAAAGCAAUGGGAGUCAUUAUUGUCACUAUAAUUUUACAAGCAAGGAAUCAACAUGGAGUCUAUAUACUUUUCGCUUUCUUAUGGGCUUUGUGAUUCCAUUCCUGGUAAUACUUGUGACUUAUGUAGCCAUAGGCAUCCGUGCAAUGCGCAUGCCGAGAACAAGGCGACAGAGAUCCUGUCGAAUCAUUUUCGCCAUCAUUUUUACAUUCUUCAUCUGCUGGUUACCCUUCCACGUUUUCAACUUCAUAGAACCAGCUUCAACUAACCCAGAUCUCAGGAACAUUGUUAGAAUCAUGGGUCCUCUGACUGUGAGUCUGGCUUUUCUGAACAGCUGCCUGAACCCCAUCCUCUAUGUUUUCAUGUGUGAAGAAUUCACGAAGAAGCUUCGGCAGUCCAUAUGUUUUGUACUUGAGAGUGCUCUGGCAGAGGACCACAUAUCAUUUAUGUCCACUCACUCCAUGUCAUUAACUUUGUUAAAGACUUUCCAAAAGUCAGACGCUGCAGCAACUUCAAAUAGGAUGGACACGGCUGAUUUGAAAUCCGUCACAGAAAGCAAAGUGAUCACAGAGGAGACACCGAACACUGAAUAA
This is a messenger RNA of Pundamilia nyererei, 1086 nucleotides long. Its product is annotated as C3a anaphylatoxin chemotactic receptor-like. The record is from RefSeq and is a predicted model, not a curated record. The transcript has 2 exons. NCBI's taxonomy places the organism in Eukaryota, Metazoa, Chordata, Actinopteri, Cichliformes, Cichlidae. Gene Ontology annotation, molecular function: G protein-coupled receptor activity; complement receptor activity. Gene Ontology annotation, biological process: inflammatory response; complement receptor mediated signaling pathway; positive regulation of cytosolic calcium ion concentration. Bases 1 to 1086 code for a protein of 361 amino acids. Gene Ontology annotation, cellular component: plasma membrane.